Mesorhabditis spiculigera is the source of this 1617-nucleotide messenger RNA. The record is from the annotation of a GenBank genome assembly. NCBI's taxonomy places the organism in Eukaryota, Metazoa, Nematoda, Chromadorea, Rhabditida, Rhabditidae.
AUGCCGUGCGAGCUCACCGUCGAGGCUCGGAAGGCCCUCCAAGAGGAGGUGACCGCUCUGGGCAACGAGAUUCGCGGUCUCAAAGAGCAGAAGGCGAACCCUGACCUGGUGAAGGAGCGUGUGGCCAAAAUGUUAGCCCUCAAGAAGCAACUAGGAGACGAAGGAAAGCCGGGCAAAUUUGUGCUGAAGUGCCCUAAAGGAACCCGGGACUAUGGUCCGAAAGAGAUGGCCGUUCGUGAGGCUGUUUUCUCGACCAUCAUAGAUGCUUUUAAGCGUCACGGUGCGGAAACAAUCGAUACCCCGGUUUUUGAACUCCGAGAAGUGCUGAACUCAAAGUACGGAGAAGACGGCGGGAAACUGAUUUACGACCUGGAAGACCAGGGCGGCGAGCUGCUGAGCAUGCGUUAUGACCUGACGGUGCCUUUUGCCCGGUAUUUGGCGAUGAACAAAAUCCGGAAUAUUAAACGAUACCACAUCGCCAAGGUCUAUAGAAGGGAUCAGCCGGUGAUGACGCGCGGAAGAUAUCGUGAAUUUUAUCAGUGUGACUUUGAUAUCGCCGGCGAAUAUGAGAAGAUGCUGCCCGAGGCGGAAUGCCUGAAAGUCGUUGAUGAGGUUCUGGCAAAAUUGGACGUCGGAAAUUUCCGAAUCAAGGUAAACCACCGCCUACUUCUCGAUGCGAUGAUUGGGGCUAGCGCCGAGAUGUCGAUGUCAAAGAGCUCAUACAACUACAAUCGCAAAGGAUGGGAAGAUUCAGAGUUUCCGAUCCUCUGCGAGACAUGCUUGGGCCCGAAUCCAUAUCUACGGAUGCAAAAAGACACGUAUGGCAAGGAAUGUACGAUUUGCGAGCGCCCCUUCACAAAUUUCCGCUGGCAACCAGGAAAGGGCGCCCGAUUCAAGAUGACCGAAAUCUGCCAGACGUGUGCAAAGAUCAAGAACUGUUGCCAGACGUGCAUGUUCGAUCUGGAAUUUGGCCUCCCUAUACAAGUCCGUGAUCAUGCUCUCAAAAUCACCGAUGACCUGCCGCGCCAGGGUGCCAAUCGGGAUUUCUUUGUCCAAAAUCAAGAACGUGCCUUGGCGUCUACAGAUGGCACGACACCUGGCGGAGCUCUUGCUACGAUCGGAGCUGAUCAUCCUGGAACCGAAAUGCUCAAACGUCUCCAGCGCACUGGGCCCUACUACAAGCGCAAUGCCCCACACAUUUGCUCUUUCUUCGUGAAAGGAGAAUGUAAGCGUGGAGAGGAAUGUCCUUAUCGCCACGAGAAACCGACGGAUCCCGAUGAUCCACUCAGCCAGCAAAACAUGCGGGAUCGCUACUACGGCAACAACGACCCAGUCGCCGAAAAGAUCCUGAAUCGUGCAACAGGCGGCAACGACUAUCGCGUCAACCCGGUGCCAAAUCUUCCGACCGCCUUGCCGAUUCCGGAUGAAUUGAUCCCGAAUAAGCGUGGGCAUGCUGCUGCACAAGGCGCGGGCCCAUCAACUGGUCCACCGCUGAAAGUGCCACGGGUUGUCCCGACGCUCAGCAGCUACGAUGCCUCUGGGCCCGCCGGAAGCUCCUCCAUCUACUACCCCAGCCAGGAUCCGCAGCGUCUCGGAGCCAAGGGCGACGUCGUGGAA